AUGUCCUCCCCCAGUCCUGAGGAUGCCCCCCAAGAGCCGGAGCAGGGAUCCUCCAGCUCCAAGACCAAGAAGCCGAGGAAGCGGUCGCAGCAGGAGGCCAGUAUCCCUGUGCUUACCCGCAUGGGUCACGGGGCCCUGCUGGCCGGCCGCCACCGCGAGGCCGUGGCCAGCUUCCAGAGGGCUUUCCUGCUGGCCUCCACAGCCUCCAGCGCCAAAGGAGCCCCAGUGCUCCGCGCCUGUGCCUUCAACCUGGGGGCCGCCUACGUGGAGACAGGGGACCCGGUGCGGGGCCUGGAGCUGCUCCUGCGGGCUCAGCCUGAGGAGGGGCCCCUGGGAGGCAGCCAGGGCGACCAGUGUUUCAAUGUAGCCGUGGCCUACCACGCCCUGGGUGACCUGCCCCAGGCUCUGGGCUGGUACCGCAGAGCCCUGAGUCACCACCAGCCUCCCGGAGACCAGGGCCUGGUGCAGGCUCGGAUGGGAGCCUGCUACCGCGCUCUGGGGCAGCCAGAGCUGGCCGCGCACUGCCUGCAGGAGGCGGGCCGGGCACACGAGCAGGCGGGGCGGCCCCGGGAAGCGGCCCUGGCGCUGGGGGCAGCUGCAGGUUGCAUGCUGGACAGCGGGCAGCAUGGCGUGCGAGAGAUGGUGCAGGUGCUGGAGGACAGCCGGGAGUUGGCUGAGAGGAGUCCUGAGCGUGGGCUGUUGGGGCAACUCUACAAUGACCUGGGCCUGGGCUACUCGCAGCUGCAGCUGUUCCCACUGGCCAUGGAGGCCUUCCUACAGGCCUUGCCCCUGUGCCAGGGGCCGGGGGAGGAGGCCACUGUGUUGAGGAACCUUGGGAUGGCCCACACUGCCCUUGGCAACUACCAGGAAUCCCGGGCCUUUCACCAGAAGGCUGCCGACCUGCAUGGCUCUAUAGGGCAGCGCUGGGAGCAAGGGCGGAGCUUCAACAGCUUGGCAUUUGCACUGAGCCAGUUAGGAGACCAUGAGGCUGCCAGGGACAACUUCCUUCAUGCCCUCCAGGCUGCCAGGGACGCCGGGGACAUGAAGGGACAAUGGCAAGCAUGCGAGGGGCUGGGGGCAGCAGCAGCCAGGCUGGGACAGCAUGCUCAGGCCUUGGAGCACUAUAAGGAGGCACUCAUACACUGCCAGAAGGAGCCAGAUUCUGUGCGACAGCGGCUGGUGGCCAAGUUGGUGGAUGCCAUGAGGACCCAUGUGGCCCUGGGCAGUCUGGCCCAGGCUCGAACCCUGGCUCCACGCGGGGCCUGCCCAGUGGGUGCCCCAGCAUUGGUCACUACAGAAGCGCUGGCACCACCGCCACACAGCACACCCAGAAGGCCUAGGGGACCAGCCAGCCGAAGUCCUGAGAGGAGAGUCCUGGAGUCUUGCUUCUGCACCAUCAUGUGACACCAACUCUUGCUCCUUGUGCCUCCUUCCCAACUUAACACAUUCCAGGGACUUCUGAGACCAAGCAUCUUCCUAUUGGUUCAGCCUCACAUGGACAUAGAGCCACCAGCUGCCAGAUGGCCUCCUGAGUGGGCUUGACACAGACUCUACGGUCCCUGCAUCCAGACCCUCCAGUGCUUCUCAACAGGAAUGAUUGGAUCCAGUAGGAAAAGCAGCUUGGGAGGUGACACACGGCUGAGUUUGAUCUCUAGCAUUACGAGUGAUCGAGUGAUACUCUGGCUUUGACACUUUCUCCCACCCUGCUAUCAUUACAGAUUAAGGAAAGGAAAAUAAGGGAGCAUGUGGUGGUGCACACAGUAUAGUGCAUGUGUUAUCAUGCUUAAGACCUAGGUUCAAGCCUCCUGGUCCCCGCCUGCGAGGAAGCUUCACGAGCAGUGGGAC
Erinaceus europaeus (western European hedgehog) is the source of this 1845-nucleotide messenger RNA. RefSeq names its product tetratricopeptide repeat domain 24 (gene TTC24). The record is from RefSeq and is a predicted model, not a curated record. The transcript is spliced from 7 exons. NCBI's taxonomy places the organism in Eukaryota, Metazoa, Chordata, Mammalia, Eulipotyphla, Erinaceidae. Gene Ontology annotation, molecular function: identical protein binding. Bases 1 to 1404 code for a protein of 467 amino acids.